This is a messenger RNA of Salvia hispanica, 1323 nucleotides long. Its product is annotated as putative F-box/kelch-repeat protein At1g12170. NCBI's taxonomy places the organism in Eukaryota, Viridiplantae, Streptophyta, Magnoliopsida, Lamiales, Lamiaceae. The record is from RefSeq and is a predicted model, not a curated record. Gene Ontology annotation, molecular function: protein binding.
UUUCGACUUCAGCGGCGCCACUCUGAAGCAACCCCGUCUCCGCCGGAAGUGAUCAAGGGGUUAAUAAACUGCGGGUAAUUCCAAAAUGGGCGAAGAUUUCUUCCAAUACCUACCAUCAGAAAUCAUAGUAGAUAUCCUCUCAAGACUCCACACUCUAGACGCUAUGGCCUGCAAGUGUGUUUGUAAGCCAUGGCUUGUUCUUCUUGCUACCCCUGAGUUUGUGAAUUCCCAUAUAUCUAGAUCAGUCCCGGGCCUUGCUGUUGAAACACACGCAAAGACAUACAACGUCAUUCAAUUUGUGGAUGAAAUUGACCUCAACUUUGAUGAGCAGCAUCGUUUGAAUGUAGACUUCUACUUCGAACUCCCUUUUGAUGAGCCAAUGCAUAGUUCAGCUAAUGGUUUGAUCUUUCUAUGUGGCGACGACCAUGAUGAUCUUAUCCUGUGCAAUCCAAUCACAAAUGAUUAUAUCAAGCUCCCUUGUCCUCGGCAAACUUCCCCAAAAGAUCUGAUUUAUGUGGAGACUUUUGGAUUUGGAGUGAGCAGGAUGACCGGCCAAUAUAAGGUCGUUAGGAUUUUCGGUGGCACAUCACUACAGAAGGAGUACAAAAAUGAGUGUCAAGUAUACACUGUAGGAACCGGAUCGUGGAGAAAAGUCCCCCCUGAUAGCUCGCUCUGGUUAUAUGAAACGGUUGGAGGGGUAUUUCUGAAUGGAAAUCUUUAUUGGACGGUCGAGAAAGCAACAAAUGGCUCUGGUAGAUGGAUUUCUUGCUUUGAUCUUGAAACAGAAGUUUAUAGCUCCUUUCCUACACCUCCUUAUUUCUAUCCAGAUGUUCUCUUUGGUAAGACACUCUGUGUUUUGAGGGAUUGCCUCUGUGUAAGCGAUCUUUCAGAUGAUGGGACUGGGAGUAUUGUAAUCUGGUUGAUGAAUGAAGAUGAUCAGUGUUUCGUAAAGGAACUAAUUAUCAUCCCCGGAUUUGGUUAUUACUUUGAUCAUUAUCUUCAUGUUUGGCCAAUAAGAGUUUUCGAAAACGGUGAUGCCUUCGUUGAAGCAGAUGGAGAUCUAUUCUACUACUCCAACACUUCGGGAACUUUUGAUGGAGAUCUAUUCUACUACUACAACAAGUCGAAAACUUACACCCUUACGACUAUGUAUGCCUCAAGCUUUCUCUCGCUCAAGAGUUUUGUGAUGGAGAAUGUUAGCUCAUUUUGAGUUGUGACUGUAGUUUGAUCGUUAUGAUUGGUUUUAAACCGUAGGCCUCUUUUGUAGGAUCGUCUUGGACCUCUUCGAAUAUUGUUUUCUUUAAGUUAAAUUACAGUUCUUGA